CAUAACAAGUGGUUUUGGAGAACAUUCGAUCAUUUUGCUUUCGUGAUGUCUCUUAAAGACCGUUCUUUCCCAUUGAGCCCCGGCACAGCUCUAUCUGUUUUCUGUUUGCUUCUUUACGCCGCUGGAUUCAUUCGAAUCGAGACCAAAUUCAAUGAUUAUGAACAAAGAUUGAAGACUGUGGAGGAAGUCAUAACUCAAAGUAAGAUGAGACAGGCGAGGAUACAUUUGCCUUCGGAUGAAAAAGUUUCAGUUGUACCCACCACCUCUAAGAAGCCUGAAAUCCGUCGACUGAGGCGUAGUAUUUCACACCCGCCUCCUUUUAAUAACUCAGCAAAGAUAAGAGAAAUGAUGGAAGACAUUAUUUCAUCUUCGUUGAAGAUUUGCCAGUUCAAAGGCAAUUUGAAUUUUUGUCCUCGUGGGCGGCCAGGACCUCCAGGGAGAGCUGGACACAAAGGAGAAAGGGGGAAGAAAGGAAGAAAAGGCCCUCGGGGAAUCAUGGGACCACCAGGAAGGAGCGGAAAACAAGGAAUUAUGGGACCACCGGGGAUGAGAGGAGAAAAAGGAAUAAAAGGUGACAUAGGGCCACCGGGUAUUUCGGGUAUCCCAGGGACCAAAGGUGAACCAGGAAGGUCCAUUUCAUCACCAAAGAUAACAAUCUCUCCACCUAAGCUAAUUGUCAACGAAACUAAAACAGCCUCGUUCCAAUGCUCUGUUUCGGGAAAUCCAGCGGCUCAAAUAUUCUGGUCAAAGGUCAAUGGAUCGUUUCCAGGCAACAGGACUAAAGUACGCUCAGACGGUCUGAUGCAAUUCAUUGGCGUUCGGAUGGAAGAUGCCGGCGAAUACAGAUGCAUGGCGCGAAAUAUCCUGGGAGAGGAUGAAAAAGCUGCUAGUCUCGUCGUUCAAAGUAAACCGAAGGUUUCCCUCUACUUUGGUCCUGUUUAUGUUGAAAAAGGCAAAAACGUCACUUUACCAAAAUGCCAUGUGACCAGUUUUCCUCCAGCAAACAUCACUUGGUCUAAAGGACGCGGUGUACUUGUGCAUUCUAGAACUGUUGUGAAAGACGGACAACUGUCAAUAAUAAGUACCCAAAAGAGAGAUUCUGGUUUGUACGAAUGCAAAGCCUCCAAUAUUCUAGGGCAUGACUCAGCUCUGACAAAUCUUGGUGUUUUUGAGCUGCCCAGGUUUACUGCCAAUCCUCCGGCUCAGAUUGCUGUUGAAACAAAAAGAAACAUUUCAGUCCCUUGUCGUGCUACUGGUGACCCUAAACCAAAAGUCACGUGGGUGAGAGAGAAGAGUGAGCUGCCCGUCGGAAGAUCACGUGUCAGUGUGGAUGGAACACUUCAGAUAUGGAAUACUAAAGGUGAAGACUCGGGCAUAUAUACCUGCACAGCCACCUCAGGAGGGUUGUUUAAGAAGUUCUCCGCUAUGAAACUGUCUAUUAAAGCAGUAUGCGAGCUGGCUGGUGUGGAGGACAGCAACAGAAUACCAGACGUCAGAAUGACAGCCAGCAGUUUUUACGAUAGUAGAUAUUAUCCUUACUACGGCCGACUGAAUGAAAGGAGAGGAAAAGGAGGGUGGUGCACUAAGACUACAACUGAUAGAACAGACUAUCUCCAGGUUGAUAUGGGUGAAGUGCGUUUCGUUUGUGCUGUGGCUACACAAGGAUUACGAAGUAACAAUGCAUGGACCACAAGCUAUAAACUACACCUGUCCGCAGACGGCUUAAAUUGGAAAACUUACAAGGAGACAAAUAUCGAAAAGAUCUUUCAAGGAAACGCAGACCAAAGCAGCAUCGUGAAACAUCCAGUCAGUAAUGAUAUCAAGACCAGAUACGUUCGGUUUUAUCCCGUCACGCAUCGAUUUCAUCCCUGUAUGAGGGUUGAAGUAUUUGUGCUAGAUUGACAAACAAAAGUAUUCAUUUAUCUAUCAGCACAAAAACUUAAACUGUCCCAACAACAGAUACUGUGGAUCUCAAGACAAUGCUUAUCAGGCCACAGAUAAACUGCUAACAAACAAACCAGAACAGAACAACAAAGAAAAAAUUAGACACAUUUUCACGUAAGCACUAGGGCAAAAGAAUAACAAGGUGGAUGAGGUUUUUGUUGGAAAAUUGCCGAGAGGAUGGUGCUUGUUGGUUUUGUAAAAUAACAACAAAAUGUCUCGUUAGGAAUUCUUAAACUCUUUCAAUGAAAAAAAAAGCUAAACUGAAUUUCGAGGAUUGGGGAGGCUCUUUUACAGGUCAAAUGACAACGUCUUUCCACCCCAGACUAUCUGGAAUCUUCUUUAUUAAAAUAUAAACCUAUCUUAGUAUUAUUAAUUUUCUAGGAUAGUUUUAAUGUCAGAUGACGUACGUAUGAUUAUGUAAAGUUUUGUAGAGUCAAAUCGUCUCGAAAAAAAAAGAUAGAAAUACCUUUCAAAACAAAAACAAUAACAAUAACAACGAAUCCGCUGCUCCUCCAGCUGGUUGACCAGUUCAAACAAGAAUGCAAAGACAUGAAACAUGAAGUAGGAACAUCUUUUUUAAUGUCAUUCCUAUAAUAGAUUCUACAGCUGCGGUUGGGAAGAAUAAAAUCUAGUAUUGUUCAAGUGUCUCAGCAAUUGCAUGCAACACCAGGUUUUCUAUAAAUAAGAUAAAGUAAAAAUUAAAUGUACGCUUCGGUGAGUGGUAAGCGAAUUAAUUUUAUGUAUAUUAUCUUGGAUAAUAUACAUAAUAAUAUUUUUCUUCCUGUGAAAACGUAAAACUUAUAUUUUACAAUUUUUAAUGAACAAUUCUUCGCAAUUCUAGUUUUAAAAUUUUUACAGAAGUCUCCUUCAUCGAAAAACUAACACCAAGGUCUAAAGGCUCGACUUUUCAAGAUUAUUUCAAUUCUGUGCGACCAGAAGUGUAGCUUUACAAGUUACUUUAAAAAAAACUUAUAGAUGAUAACAAUAACAGCUAGAUACCAACUCUACAUACAUACAAAACAAUGUGGAACACACUUAGUGAUAACAAUACAUUAUAUUUACAAAAUAUUCGUUGCAUGAUUAGGAUGGAAUGGAGUUUUCAGAGAUAUUCAUAGAGGAAACUUCAUUUAUCAUUUUAAUUUAUGUGUUUCCUUAUCAAAAGCAUCAAGACUUUUAAAAUUUAGGAAUAGAAAAUCAGAUUUUGACACCCAUACCAGUCCAUUCUAUUUCUUAAGGUAAUAGUUUUAUUGUUUGAUUUUUAAAACUUUUAAUUUGGAACCCCCAAUUUAAUGAAAACAAGCAGAACACCUUUACAGGCCCUUCCAUUACUUACAGGUACUUUCGCAAAACGGACUCCUGAUGUAGUAAAUAUAGAAAAACUUAAACAGUUUCUUUUUAUUCAAGUAAAAGUUUACAUUAAGCCUAU
Molecule: messenger RNA, 3370 nt
Organism: Stylophora pistillata
Lineage: Eukaryota; Metazoa; Cnidaria; Anthozoa; Scleractinia; Pocilloporidae
Product: EGF-like repeat and discoidin I-like domain-containing protein 3
Biological process (GO): synapse organization; homophilic cell-cell adhesion
Cellular component (GO): axon; plasma membrane; neuronal cell body
Molecular function (GO): calcium ion binding; axon guidance receptor activity
Source: RefSeq, a predicted model, not a curated record